AUGGGUCGCCCUCCCAGUAAUGGUGGUCCUUCCUUUCGCUUCAUGCAGAAUGAGGUGACAGAGAUGGAAGCUAUUUUGCAAGAAUACCAUAACACGAUGCCAGCUCGUGAGGUUCUUGUAUCUCUUGCAGAGAAGUUCAGUGAAUCUCCGGAUCGAAAAGGGAAGAUUCAAGUGCAAAUGAAACAAGUUUGGAAUUGGUUCCAAAAUAGGCGAUAUGCAAUAAGGGCAAAAUCCAAUAAGGCCCCAAUGAAGUUAAAUAUAACACCUAUGCCUCGUGAUGAUUCAGCUGCAGCAAGAGGUGUGCCUCAACAAGUAGCUGCUCCUAUACCUGGUGCUGUGCCUGCAACUACGCCUGCUUCUUCAGCUGCUGGUGUUGGAAGGGCAACUUCAGAAAACUCUUAUAUGGAAUUUGAAGCCAAAUCUGCAAGGGAUGGUGCAUGGUAUGAUGUAGGAACCUUCCUAUCCCAUAGAUACUUGGACAAGGGGGAUCCGGAAGUAUUGGUUCGGUUUGCUGGUUUCGGACCAGAUGAAGAUGAGUGGCUUAAUGUUCGCAGACAUGUCAGGCAACGGUCUCUCCCUUGCGAAGCAUCAGAAUGUGUUGCAGUUCUUCCUGGAGACCUCAUCCUCUGUUUUCAGGAAGGCAAAGAUCAGGCUCUGUAUUUUGAUGCUCAUGUUCUUGAUGCGCAAAGACGAAGACAUGAUGUAAGGGGUUGCCGUUGUAGGUUUUUGGUGCGUUAUGAUCAUGACCAGUCUGAGGAAAUUGUGCCGCUGAGGAAGAUUUGUCGUAGGCCUGAAACUGAUUAUAGGUUGCUACAACUUCAUGCUGCAAAUGACUCAGCAGCUACUGACCAGAAGAAAACUAGUGUAGAUCCUUCCACAGCCAAUGCCCAACCAACAUCGCAGCAACAUAACGCAGAUGUAGCCACAGCGGCUCCGGUUUCACAAGCCAAUGUUUCUCAACCUGUGAAAGCAUUAUUUGCGGAGCCAAAAAGGCUGGAACCAUCAGUGCUGUCAAUACUGGAAAUCCUAGUUUUAUCUCCACUGCUGGUUUUCCCAGUGUUAUCACCACUGCUGCUGCGAUGGCGAGUGGAACUGCUCUGA
Dovyalis caffra is the source of this 1101-nucleotide messenger RNA. NCBI's taxonomy places the organism in Eukaryota, Viridiplantae, Streptophyta, Magnoliopsida, Malpighiales, Salicaceae. The record is from the annotation of a GenBank genome assembly.